AUGCUCUAUGAUAUGGAGUCCCAUAGCAGGGAAAGGGGCAUUGGAGUUGCUUUGGAGGGAAAGAAGAAGCAAAAGGUCGCAUAUGUCCCAGGUUGCAUGAUACUAUUGUGUAUUAGAACUAACACUCUACAAAAUGCCCUCUUAGACACCUCCAGACCUCCAAUGACAAAUUGGGCAUCAGGGGAGGAGAGAAUCGCAUCUAUGAGGAUGCCGACAAUUAUUUCAAAGGCUAAGUCAGCGUCAAUAACAUUUGUCCAUAGGCCUAUUGCGGAGGUCGCUUCUCCUGGUCAUGUUCAUUCACUUCCCGCUGAACAGAGGGAUGAAGGUCCCGCUGUACAGAGGGGUGAAGUUCUUCAGCAAAAGCGUCAGGCAAAGAGGAAGGCUUUGCAGGAAGAAACUACUAAGAACUUCUCAAUAGGUUACAUCAUGGCAAAGCAUAUUGACGUUGCUUUUGACGAUGAAGAGGAGAUCAAUGUUCUUCCUAUUGAGCAGCAACUCACAUUUUGGAGAAAUUCUGCUAAAUUUCUCAAACGACUUCUUGUUGCUACAAAGCAGACCAAGAGCAAAUAUUGUAAAGAAUUCAUGAUUGAGAUCAACAAGCUUAACAGGAUAAUUGAAAAAUGUGGAAGACAUGAUGAGGUUAUAGACUCGGUUCUCCUUAAGUCAAAUAUCAAACAGAAAAUUACAAAUGAAAUUAGGAAGAAGUGA
Asparagus officinalis (garden asparagus) is the source of this 708-nucleotide messenger RNA. RefSeq lists its product as uncharacterized. The record is from RefSeq and is a predicted model, not a curated record. The coding region runs from base 1 to 708 and encodes 235 amino acids. The transcript has 4 exons. NCBI's taxonomy places the organism in Eukaryota, Viridiplantae, Streptophyta, Magnoliopsida, Asparagales, Asparagaceae.